UCAUUCCUUCACAAUGCAGCGCCAAACUUCGAAGAUAAUACGCAGACUCCUAACCCCAUGAGUACAGAAGUUACUCAUUUACGCUACGCUUCGAAAACAAUGAGGGCAAGCGCACCAGUUGAAGGCCAUGGUCUUCGCCAAUGGCAUGCAGGUUAACUUGAAGCUUCACCGAUGAUGUUCUGGGUGCUGAGAAACAUGCCAUGAAUGCGCUUGAUCAACCAUUACCCUUGCGAAGAACUACAUGACCGGAACAUGUUUUGCUCUCCUCCAUAUCACGGCGGGAAUAGGAGGGUAAGGGCGGGUACAAACAUCACCACCCAUAGCAAGUGUGAACGCAGUAUAUCAUUGAGCUCAUCCGGGAGUUUGGGUUUGCCUCCCUACUUUCGUUUUUGCGGCGUCUUGGCCGAUGACGAGCAAAAUUGAAGAUCGUGGAUGAUGCAUGGACCGCCAGCUUCAUGUUAGUGCUUGCGGAUUGCCUCGACGCGCGAUUUUUCGAGUAAUUAGGGUUUGGUCGCAAUGGGCGAAGCGAAUGAUGAGACCGCGCUGGAAGGAGAGCUAGAAACCCACUUGGAGGAGAAUCGGGCGUCCCUGCAGGCCGUUGACGAAGCUCUUGCAGUGGAUUUUAACAAUUCCGAGCUAAUCAUGAUUCGGGAAGAGUUACAGCAAGCUGUGAAGGGAGCAGAAGAAAGCCUGUUACACCUCAAGCGUGCUCGGCUACUUCGAGAGGUAGAUGCCAUGACUCAGCGGCAGGAAUCUCCAUCUGAAGGGGGACAAAUCGAGGUGGCUGAUGAGCUGCCUCAGUCGGUUUCUAGGUCAGAUAUGGGGGAUGUGGUCCCUCCCCAGCCGUUCUCAGUCGGUUCUAAAUGCCGUUUUCGUCAUAGCGAUGGGAGAUGGUACAAUGGUUGUAUUCUUGGCAUGGAGGAUGACUCUGUCGCUCGUGUGGCUUUUCUACAUCCAACUUCCGAAAAAUUGCAGAUGUGCAGGUUUUUCCUGCAGCAACAAUGUCGAUUUGGUAAUAAGUGCCGUCUAUCUCAUGGUUUAGAAGCCCAUUUGAAUGCUCUGCGCAAUUACGAGGCUCCUGAAUGGAAGCAAAUACCAUUGGGAUCUGCAGUCCUGGCGGAAGCUGGAAACGGGCUAUGGCGAGCUGCAGAGCUAGAGUUGUGGGACGAAGGACAGCAGCGUGCCACGAUUGUAUUUAGUGCUGAUGGAAAGCGAAUGGACGUCGAUAAAGAUGACCUUGCACAGUCCGAAUACGCAUUACUUAGUGAUGCAUCAGACACCUCAGAUGAAGAUGGGGAUGAAAGCGAUGAUUUUGUGGACGAAGAAGAACGUCCUACUCUUGGAUCAUUCUGUGCAGGUGUGCAAACAGAGACAGUUACUUUUGCAAAUUGGGAGAAGCACACUCGCGGAGUGGCUUCCAAGAUGAUGGCUAGCAUGGGGUUUCGUGAGGGAAUGGGACUAGGUGUAUCUGGUCAAGGUAUUAUACAACCAGUGAAGGUUCAGAUGCGACCAGCCAAGCAGUCACUGGGAUUUGGUCAGGAUAACCAAGAUGGAGAACAAGGGGACGCUGAAAAGACUGCUAAAAAAAAAAAGUCCAGGGGUGGGAAGAGGAAGCGUGAUCAAAAGUGGGCUAACGCACAAAGAGCAGCCAAGUCCAAAAUGGAGGUUAUUGAAGAAACUCGAAAUGUUUUUGACUUCAUCAAUCAUCAUCUCACUGGUCAACAGGUUUCAGCUACUAAAUCCAGUAAGGUUAGGCCUGGUGGUUCUCAAACCAACUGUAGUGGAUCAGUCAGUGAUAAGCAGUCACUAGAGAAGGCCAAUCGGCAAACAAUAGUAGCUCAUGAAGAUGAAAUUAAGGAGCUUCGUAGCAAAGUUAGCAAAUUGCAGGAGAUGGCUACUCGGAACCGCAAGGAGAAAGUUGUAUAUGAGGCUGUUGGCCGAAAGUUAGUAGAGGCUCGGAAAGCCUUGGCAUCUGCUGAAGCGGCUCAUGCCACCACAACGCAUGCAGUUAACAGCAAGGAAAAGGAGCGGAAAUGGCUAAGAUUUUGAAGCAUCUUGUCUGUCCCUAGGGUUUGUUGAUUACAGUCAAACUGUUUCUCUCAAGCCUUGGAACAUUCGAUUCUUGUUGGACAGCUAAUCUGCAUGUAAGCCAUGCUAGUUGUUGAGCACGAAGGCUUGCACAUUUCAGUUAUGAGUCUCAAAAUUAAUUUUACCCAUCGCAGGAAGGCUUGCUCAUUUCAGUUAUGAGUCUCAAAAUUAAUUUUACCAAUCGCAGGAAGGCUUGCUCAUUUCAGUUAUGAGUCUCAAUUAA
Messenger RNA from Physcomitrium patens, 2311 nucleotides. Its product is annotated as zinc finger CCCH domain-containing protein 18. NCBI's taxonomy places the organism in Eukaryota, Viridiplantae, Streptophyta, Bryopsida, Funariales, Funariaceae. Gene Ontology annotation, molecular function: nucleic acid binding; metal ion binding. The record is from RefSeq and is a predicted model, not a curated record.